Salvia miltiorrhiza (redroot sage) is the source of this 447-nucleotide messenger RNA. RefSeq names its product replication protein A 70 kDa DNA-binding subunit D-like. The transcript is spliced from 4 exons. Lineage: Eukaryota; Viridiplantae; Streptophyta; Magnoliopsida; Lamiales; Lamiaceae. The record is from RefSeq and is a predicted model, not a curated record. Bases 1 to 447 code for a protein of 148 amino acids.
AUGGUACCAAUGAAAACAACAUCGGGUGCACAUUCAAAAACUGUGAGAGACAUAACUAUCGUAAACAAAGAGAAUCAAUUUAUGGAAAUCAGUCUUUGGGAAGAUAUGGCCAUAAAUGAAGGAGAUAAGCUACAAAAAGUUUUAGAGCAAAAUCCAAUUAUUGUCAUCACAAAUGUCGCUGCAAAAAAGUUUUUAGGUGCUUUGCAAUUGCAAAGUACAGUGAGAUCCGUAUUACAAACUUCACCAGAAUGUCCAGAGAUUAAACAUAUGGAGCAAAGAUCCUAUGAAACUUAUGAUCCAUUAAGGAUAACAACAUCAAAAAUGAUUCAAAAAAUGACAAAUGCAAAGGAAGUGAUGUUGAAAGACCUUAAAGAAAAUCAGCAUAUGCUGGUGAAGGUACUACAUAACAAAUUGAACAUGCAUUCCCUAUUCUCCUUCGCAGAAUAA